UUUUCCUCCGUGGCUGCGUGGGCUCUGGCGCCGCAGCGGCUUUCGGAGGGUGUCGCGUGCCCUGCUCCUAUUCACUCGAAGGCGCGCGCCCCGGCCACAGCGAUUAAGCCCCAGAACUUAUCUGGGAAGGAGCUCCGGGCAGGCCCGGACACUAGGCUAGAGCGGUGGGCUUGCCCAGAAAGGCCUGGGAUCCCCUGAGAAGGGAUACGGAGUAACCGGUGAUGAGCCUAAGGGGCGCAGCCGGCAGUCCGGGAGCAAAGGAGGGGGAGGGGAGUGAGCGGCGCGGCAGGAAACGCCCGGGUCUCGGCCAGCCCAGUCCGGCUGGGGGAGCUAUGGAGGGGAAGGGCAGAGCGGCGCCCGGCUGGGGUGCCGGGCUUGCUCACCUGGCGCUGGCGGCGCGCCCUUCGGGGAGCUGCGGGGAGGGGAGCAGAAUCCGAGGGCCUUGGGAUUCCGGGACCGCCCUCUCCGGAUCCAGGGGUGGCUGCGAGCGGCAACGACGGCUAGAACCGCAGUGGCAGUAUGAGAGCGGCCGCCGCUGCUCCACGCUUGCGGACGUUCGGCCAGGGGUGGCCGCUCUGCCUGCGCACGCCAUGGGGGCGCCGUGGGGCCCGGUGGCCUGCCGGCGGCGCGGAGCGCGGGGUCUGCCACGGUCCGCUUCAGCGCUGGCGGCCGCUGGCCUGGUGUGCACAGUCCUGGUCGCCUACGCCUGCUGGGGGCAGCUCCCGCCGCUGCCCUGGACCUCCGACGCCCAGCCGAGGCCAGUGGGCGUGUUGCUGUGGUGGGAGCCCUUCACUGGGCGCGACAGGGCCACAAGGCCGCCCCCCGACUGCUGGAUGCGCUUCAACAUCAGCGGCUGCCGCCUGCUUACCGACCGUACCACCUACGGGGAAGCUCAGGCUGUGCUUUUCCACCACCGAGACCUCGUGAAGGGACCCCUGGACUGGCCCCCACCCUGGGGUGUCCGGGUGCGCUCCGCAGAGGAGCUGGAGCUGCGGGUGUUGGACGAGGAGACCGCCGAAGCCCUGACCGCGUCCGGCCCCAGACCCCCGGGCCAGCGCUGGGUGUGGAUGAACUUUGAGUCUCCCUCCCACUCCCCAGGGCUACGAAGCUUGGCAGGUAACCUCUUCAACUGGACGCUCUCCUACCGGGCUGACUCAGACGUCUUUGUGCCUUAUGGCUACCUCUAUCCCAGGACCCAUCCCAGCGACCAGCCACAAGGCCUGGUCCCCCCACUGGCUCGGAAACGGGGGCUGGUGGCCUGGGUGGUGAGCAACUGGGAUGAGCGCCAGGCCCGGGUCCGCUACUACCACCAGCUGAGGCAGCACGUGUCCGUGGACGUGUUUGGCAAGGGCGGGACCCGGAGGCCGGUGCCUGACAUCGGGCUUUUACACACGGUGGCCCGCUACAAGUUUUACCUGGCCUUCGAGAACUCCCAGCAUCAGGAUUAUAUCACCGAGAAGCUCUGGCGCAACGCGUUGCUAGCUGGGACCGUACCAGUGGUGCUGGGCCCCAACCGUGCCAAUUAUGAGCGCUUUGUGCCCCGAGGUGCCUUCAUCCACGUAGACGACUUCCCUAAUGCCUCCUCCCUGGCUGCCUACCUGCUCUUCCUCGACCGAAAUCCAGCUGUCUACCGUCGUUACUUCAGUUGGCGCCGGAGCUAUGCCGUGCACAUCACCUCCUUCUGGGACGAGCCUUGGUGCCGGGCCUGCCAGGCUGUGCAGAGGGCCAGGGACCAGCCCCAGAGCAUACGCAACUUGGCUCGCUGGUUUGAGCGGUGAAGCAAUAUACCCCUGGGUGUAACCCAGGGAGGUCAAGGCAUCAGCUUUUAGAUCCUCUGCCGUGCAUCGCGUUGAAUGACAAAUCACGGGACUAAGGUUUCACUAGUGGAAAAAAAGGUGAUUUGCCAGUGUAAUUCAGCACAGAGACUGGGCGGGUAAGACCCAGUUCUGUUCUUAAUGUUGUUUGGGCAAGUAGCAGUUGGGCCCCCUCUUCAGGAGUGAAGGGGCCCUUCCUCGCCUUGUAACUAACCAGUGUAGAGAUGAAGAAAUUACUUGACUACAAGAAACCAUUGAGUCAGUUGCUCUGAAUUUCCUCAUCUGCCACAAGUCAUAUCUGUGGCCUGUGCUGAGUACAAUGUCAUACACACUGUCCCUCCUUUCACAUUUCACUGGGCCCUUAUGCGGCAAACCCCUGGUUUUAGAAAGAGCCUUGCUGUGAAUGUGACUGUGGCCUCAAGGGGUUCUUUCUCCUUGUUGGUGGAACUCCUCAAAACCUCAGCUCCUGACAAAGGUGAGGGGGUCAUCCAAGAAUUCGUUGACUGUAAUGUUUGUUCCCCUGUCCCAUGAAUGGAAACACGAUGCUGGAUUGUCCUGGAGAAGAGUUAAGGUGAAUAUAUGUGUACCUCUCUACACAAAGCUGCUUUUCAACCACAUCUUGACUGAACUGCCCUAGGGGUAGUUCAGUAUUUAAUAAAACUUUAUGGAGAAUCCCUGUACAAUGUGAAUAAUCAUACCCUAACUAAUUUCUUGUCUAUUUUUUCUAUAACCUGGAUUUUUUAAAACGCAUAUUAAAGUUACAGAUGUGAAAAUAAAUCAGAAGCAAACGUCUCCCCUCUUGCCAGAAACACAGACUCUGUUUACAGAUAAAAAAGGAAGCCAUAGUGCCACUUUCCACAAAAUUACUUAUUUUAUGUCUACUGGACCUGAAAUUUAAACUGGAAUAUCAAUGCUAUAGGGAUGCUGGCAUUACCUGUCUGCAGAACAAUGAAAGAGAUUGUACUGUAUUAUGGAAUCAUCAUGGUGUCUGUUAAUAGCAGUGCUUGUUUCUAUCUGUCAGUUUCUUGUUAAAUGUUUAGUUGCUAGGGAAUGGAACUAGAUUAGUGUCUCUGAUGUUCCUUGUCUUUCCUUAAAGGUUAAACCUGCAAUUCCCCCUGGGGCCAGCAGGUUUCCCUCCUAGUCUGCAUAGUAGAACAUGGAGCCUCACAUUUCCAAUGCCCAUGAGACUGUGCGUGGGACCAAGUUUGAAAAUACGUGCAUUGACUAAAAAAGUUGUUUGGGCAGCAUAUUCAGUAGGUGUUACUGUGUGCCUACUCUGUGCCAAACAGCUGGACUUGAGGUACCACAGGAAAAACAAAAAUAUGUAAGGCAAUGUCCCUCUCUUUAAGGCUCUUAAAGUAUACCACUGCCAACAAGUAAUCAGUGAACUUCGGUACAUUAACUGACAGAACCUAUUUGUUUAAAGGGACAUUCUUAGUGAUAUAGGUCAAAAAUGAAUUAUUAGAAAGCCAGUUGAUUCACAGCCUGAAAUAAUAGUUUAUAUUUCUCUUUGAUUUAUUAUAAUAAAGAUUAUCUAUGACUAAUUAUUGUGGGUAGGGUCCAAGAUUAAUUAGGUUUACACAGGGUUCUGCUGUAAAUAGUAAUUUUGUAUUUGACUACUACAAUUAGCUGAAUCAUAGUUUUAUUUCUGCAUUUCUUGUAGACUCACUAAAAGCUCAUUAAAAUCCACAAAGUGCUUCAAUUCUCUUUAACCUUUAAAGGAAGAAUUAAAAUCCGUGAAUAAAAUGUCCUUAUUAAAAUACUAUAGCAUGGACAGAAUUAUAAUGAUAAAGUAUCAGCCAGCCAAUAAAGAAACAGGAAAAAUUCUGUCCUUAAAAUGAGUCUUUAUGAGAUAUUGGCCAAUGAUUUUGGUUUUAUUGAGAAUCUACAUGGGGCAGUGAGAGAGAGUUUGGGUUUUGAAGGUAAUCUGGCUUAGAUUUGAAUUCCAGCACUGUGACUUUAGGCAAAUUAGUAAUAACCCUGAGCUUCAGCUCCCUUAUCUGUGAAAUGGGGGAGGAAAAUACUUCAGAGCUCAUUGUGAGCAUUUAAGGAAACAAAAUAGGUAAAGGUAGUCACUGAGUUGAUGAGGAAGAGCUUUAUGUAUUUUUCCUUCUUUCACUAUAGUGAUUUCAGGGAACGUCCAUAUCCAUUUACAUGUUAAAAUUAAAUUUCAAGGUAUGUUAUAGAAUAUAUCUGAAAUAAAAAGGUCCUCCUAUCAUGUAUCCCAAAUGAAUCCCUAAAGCUAAGCCUAUUAUUUCAAAAGUCAUCAUUGCCAUUUAGAUUGAACUUGAAUUUGCAGACUGUAGACACACCUAUGCUUUCUUCAAAAAAAUUGUUUUGUCAAAUAAAUUUUAAGAUUAUCAGUAAUUCUUAAGAAAAAGAUUGUGAGAGAAAGAACUAAAUCUUGUAAGAUGAUUUCUAUCCUGUUUAAAAGAAAUUAAAAAAUUAAAAAGCAGUAAAUAAGGGUGUUAAAUCUGUGAUGGUAGGACAUGAUAAUGACAUAUUGAAAAUAAAUCUGUGUAGCAAUAUGAAUUGGCUUAGGCAUUUGUGCCACAUAUGACAGCCUACCACGCUUUCAUCUCCUCCUUAGUAGUUCUUCAGAUUUUCUUAUCUCAUUGACUAUGAAAAGCACAAUCAUCUCACAAACUGCUUUUGAAUUGAGAUUUAAUGUAAUCUGCCCAGGAUUUUAGCUUGAUUUUAAGAAUUGGAAGUGAAAUUGAAUUCCAAGCAAAAAGAAAAAUUGUUUUGUUUUGGUUUUGGUUAAGUUACAUAGUUAAAUAAGUAACUAUUAUCUUAUUAAUGCUGUCCUUAGUAUUGUCUGUUUAAAACUAACCACAUAUUUAUUAACUAUUUAGCACGAAGAAGGUAUACUUGCAUUUUUAUUUAUUUGAAAAGUUUUGGGUGUACAACAGAGUAUUUUUUAAGGCUAAUCUCAUCAAAGAGCAAGAGAAAUAUGGCAAUUCAUCUUAUGGCAUUUUAUUUUUCAUAUUUUAAAUUGAGCAGGUUAAAUUUUCACAAGCAUUGAUACAAAAUGCAUAUAAAUGCAUCAUAUAGAUUUCAAAAUGUCUUCUAGGAUUGUCAUGUCCUUCCUUUAAUGUAUAAGCUUUUCUUACACUUAUUACAAGUUCAAUAUUUUUAGCACUUGAUGACUCUAAUUGCAUGAGUGCCCCUGGAAUGAUAUUUGCAUCAGGAAGACAGUCUGACUCAAUUUCAGUAUUCACAGGUCCUUCCAGUUUCCAAGCCCUUCCCUGGCAGUAAUCUACAGGAGACAGGGUGGCCUCAUGGAAAGAGCUUGCAAUUUGAAGUCAGAACCUGGGUAUGGGGUUCUGCCACUUUCUGCCCCUGUGGCCUUAUUAGGCAGGGUCUGAUUAAACUCUGAGUUUUAAGCUUCCUCCUUUAUAAUGCAUGAAUGUCCGUAAAAAACAAGGAUUAAAUGUGAUGAUGUGCGCCAGGGAGCUUUGUGAAGUGCUAUACAGUUACAGAAUGCUCUACAUUUUCAAGGCUCUAGGCCAGAAAGUAAAUAUUUCAGGUUUUGCCAGAAAGUAAAUAUUUCAGGUUUUGCAGGCCAUACAGUCUCUGCUGCCACUACUCACCUAAGCUGUUGUGGUACAGCAUCAGCUGUAUACAUAAUCUGUACUGACAAUACAUAAACAAAUUUGGUGCCUGGAUUUGACCCGAGUCAUAGUUUGUUAACUCAGUUCUAGACUUUCGAGGUAUAAGGAAUUUGAGAACUUAUAGGACAGGGGUUUCUUAGAAGGAAUUUAAAGAUUGUAAUUUAAAAAUUUUAGAGGCAGAUAUCCCUGGGUGUAUCUGCCUAGACCAGCCCUGCAAGAUUUCUUAAUUGUCUUAUAUUGGGAAAAUUAUUUAAGUUUUCGGUGUUUUGAUAUUCAUCACUAAUUGCAGGUAAUCAUAUAAAAUUUAUGGAGGUAUUGGGAGAAUUAGAUAAGACACACUUAAAGUACUCUGUACAGUGUCUGGCAUGUAGGAAGCACCUGGAAGGUGAUAGCUGUGGUAUCACCAGUCCCAUUUUACAGAAGGAGGAGCUGAGGUCCACACUCAUUGUGGGACUCGCCUAAGGUUAUAGCAGUAGUGGCAAAGUCACAACUGCUUUGAGCCUCAGUCACUUGAACUGCAAAAUGAGGGGGUUAUACAAGGUCUUCUCUUGGGACCUUCAGCUCCACUUGCUAUCAUUCUACAAACUGGCAUUUUAGAGUUUUGAGAACUAAUUCACCUUCUACUGUGCCUUCCUUACAGCCUGUAAAUGACUUACUGCACAGCAGUAAAUUGCCAGAAAAGCAGGCACCAGAGAGGGAGAUUCUGAUUUAGUGUCACAUACUUUAGAUAUCAGGGAAGGGAAAUGAAUCCUUGGUAAUUAGUGCAGUGAAUAAUUGCAUUGAAUACAUUUCAAGUCAUUCUUGAUUAUAUCUCAGGGGCUUUUAUGUGACACAUUCUUAUAACAAAUCAAUAACAUAUAUAUAUAUAUAUGUUCGGGUUAUUUUGACAAAAUAAAGUAAUGAGAUGGAAAA
This is a messenger RNA of Phyllostomus hastatus (greater spear-nosed bat), 6340 nucleotides long. RefSeq names its product fucosyltransferase 4 (gene FUT4). Gene Ontology annotation, molecular function: alpha-(1->3)-fucosyltransferase activity. NCBI's taxonomy places the organism in Eukaryota, Metazoa, Chordata, Mammalia, Chiroptera, Phyllostomidae. Gene Ontology annotation, cellular component: membrane. The record is from RefSeq and is a predicted model, not a curated record. The transcript has a single exon. Bases 222 to 1778 code for a protein of 518 amino acids.